Molecule: messenger RNA, 4020 nt
Organism: Diorhabda sublineata
Lineage: Eukaryota; Metazoa; Arthropoda; Insecta; Coleoptera; Chrysomelidae
Gene: T3dh
Product: probable hydroxyacid-oxoacid transhydrogenase, mitochondrial
Exons: 8
Coding region: 326-1720 (464 amino acids)
Cellular component (GO): mitochondrion
Molecular function (GO): alcohol dehydrogenase (NAD+) activity; metal ion binding
Source: RefSeq, a predicted model, not a curated record
ACUGUAUGCGAUUCCCAACGUUUAUAUAGACACUGUUAUCUAUAAACAAAGUUCAAAUCAUAUGUAUGUUAUGUACAUGCCAGUAAAAACUCAAUUUCCACAGCUUAUUCAGUUUCGUUACUUCUAGCGCCAUCUAUUAACUAUAUAACCUACUGCUAAUUUUAGAAUUUGUUAAAAAUAAAUAACUACGUAAUUUAAUCGUUUAUUGUAUAAGUUUGAACAAAUAUUCAAUUUCGACCUUUAUUCGUUAACGUAUAAAUAUGUUUUCUAAUAUUUAUCUACCGAUAUUUUUAAAAAGAUAACAGAGGACACUACUCUACUUAAAAUGGCUGGAAGAAAAAGGGUGCUAGAUUUACUUCAAUCUGUUGCUUCAAAUUCUUGUAAAUGUCCCGCUCACUCUACUCAUGGAUAUAUUCAACUCAGUUCUAAUGCAUUACCGUCUAAAGAUUACGCGUUUGAAAUGGCGUCGUCCACUAUCAGAUAUGGAAAGGGUGUUACUAGAGAAGUUGGGAUGGAUGUUGCAAAUAUGGGAGCAAAAAAUGUUUGCGUUGUGACAGAUCCGUAUCUGUCAAACUUAUAUCCCGUGAAAACCACUCUAGAUUCUCUUACUAAAAAUAAUGUUCCUUUUGACAUAUAUAACAAAACUAGGGUAGAACCUACUGAUAAAAGUAUGACGGAUGCUAUAAAUUUUGUUAGAGGAAAAAAUUUUGAUGCUUUCAUAGCAGUUGGGGGAGGUUCUACAAUAGACACGUGUAAAGUAGCUAAUCUAUAUUCUUGUGACUUGGAAGCUCAAUUAUUAGAUUAUGUGAAUGCUCCCAUUGGAAAAGGAAAGCCUAUAAAUAGGCAACUAAAACCACUUAUAGCAAUUCCUACUACUGCUGGUACUGGAAGUGAGACAACAGGUGUAGCAAUUUUUGAUUAUAAACCUCUUCAAGCAAAAACUGGUAUUUCACAUAGAUUAUUGAGACCAACAAUGGGUAUAAUAGAUCCUUUACAUACAUUAACUUCACCAGAAAGAGUCACAGCUUAUGCAGGAUUUGAUGUAUUUUGCCAUGCUUUAGAAUCUUUCACGGCUAUACCUUACAACGAAAGAUCUCCUUGUCCUCAAAACCCAAAAGAAAGACCUACUUAUAAUGGAAGUAAUCCAGUGUCUGAUGUUUGGGCUAGAUUCGCCUUAAAUAUUAUUAGAAAAUUCUUUGAAAGGGCAGUGUAUCAACAAGAUGAUUUAGAAGCAAAGUCUCAAAUGAUUUUAGCUUCUACAAUGGCUGGUGUAGGUUUUGGGAAUGCAGGAGUGCAUUUACCUCAUGGUUUGUCUUACCCAAUAUCAGGAAAUGUUAAAAAAUUCAUACCUAAGGAUUACGAUAACAAUCAUGCAAUAAUUCCCCAUGGAUUAUCCGUAGUGAUUACAGCUCCUGCAGUCUUUGAAUUUACAUCUUCUGCUUGUCCAGAAAAACAUCUGGAAGCUGCAGAAAUACUUGGUACUGACAUUAGAAAUGCGAAAAAACAAGAUGCCGGAGCGAUAUUGUCGGAUACCGUGAAAAAAUAUAUGCAAACCAUGAAAAUUGAGAACGGUUUACAUGAAUUAGGAUUUAUUAAAGAGGAUAUACCACAAUUAGUAAAAGGUGUUAUUCCACAGAAACGAAUAAUCAAUAUGGCACCAAAAGAACACACAGAAGAAGAUUUAACAAACUUACUUGAAAAAUCUAUGAGUGUAUAUUAAACAAAAUAAAAAAAAAAUGUUGAUAUUGAAUAGAAAUUUCUUCAGAAUUUUUCUUAAGCCCGAUCCAGACUCUCCACGAGUACGAGAGUGUAAACACUGCACUCAUGUCUUCUUGCCUCGCCUCCCUGUCGUUCUACUUAGUGCGUUUUCCAGUUGAAGUUGAGUUGAAAUAUAAGAAAAAUCUGAAAAAAAAGAUUUAAAUAUAUCCGUUUCCGUUAUAAACGUUAUUUGAGUCACGUUUAUUUUGUAGUAGACAUAGCAAGUAACUCAAAAAAUCGAGAGUGUGGAUUGCUAGUACUUCUACCGUCUCUAUUUGCCAAAAAAUCAUGCCAAAGCAUACAGCGCUUCCGAAAAUCAUAAGUACAUGUUUUUAACUGCCCGCUUUAUUUGCAAUCUCUAACAAUUAUUACAAUUUCUGUGACAAUACAAUAGAAAUUGACAUUAUCGAAAGAAAUUCAUUGAUUAAUUUCUCUUACAGCUAUAAUUAAUAACUAGUUUAGGUGUGGCUAUUGGAAACACAGUAACACUCGUUAAAACCUACUAAUUAGAUCGUAUGGAAUAUGUUUUUUUGGAGUCUACGCUGAACUGUUGGUUGCAGGUUAGAUACCAAUCUGUUUGGGCGGAGGCUUAACUUAUUUUUAUAGCUUAUGGAUUUGAUAAGUUUUUUAUUCCCACCUUAACCGUUGGCACAUGGAGGUCACGAGUUAUGACAAAGACUACGAUAAUUCGUAGGACCAAUUGGAAUCGCUCCAGAAUUUCAAUAUUGAAGUUGAGUGCUGAUCCCCACAAUGGGACUCCGUAGGUCAAUGUGGGUUUGAGUAUUGGGUGUAAAUCAGAUAAUUGGGAUUUCCUACCUAUCAGCCACUAUAAAUCCCUUAGUUUUCGUUGGAUGUGUUUUCUCCAGGUUUAUCGCUAGUCCAGGUGCUUGCCAAGAUAUUUACAUCAGCACGUUGUGGUAGGGCUUGAUUGUUCUGGGCAUUUGCCUUUGCGGUUGGUGAAGAUUAUCUGAACUGAUUUCAAUUCUUUUUCUUCAAUGCGCAAUUUCUUCAGCCAUUUUUUUGUCUUGUUGAGAUGGAGCUGUAAUGUAUUUGAUGCAAUUAUAGGAUCUAUAUGUUAUGCUAGUAUGGCGGUGUCAUUUGCAGAUGAGUACACAAGUGUCAGAGAUUUAAUCUAAUACAGAUCUAUAGUGUUAAUAAUUUAUUAUGUCACCAUAUAACGAUGAACAAUGCAAAUACUAGUUUAUGGUAGGGAGUUAUCACUAAUGAAGUCAUUCCUUGGAGUUACUGUAAAGACCUUCAAGAAUGGUCGUUCAAGGGGGUGCGUCUUUUUUUUCCCUGUCAGUUGUAAAUUCACCUGAAAUUCACAUUUUGGCACCUCAGAUUCCACACGACAAAAAACCAAGAAUUGGGAAUUUGUAGAGGAUCGAGGAUAUUGAAAAUAUCGAAGGUAUGAUUCCAAAAAAUUAUACAGGAAGAUUUCAGUCCAUGUUUACCGUGUUUAUCCACUGAAUUCAUUGAAAACAUAGUCACCUAUAAUUGAAAUUGUAUUUUCACGUCAGUAAAAUGUAGUUUGUUAUUCAAAAUGAUUAAGAUUAAAAACGAAGUAAUUUCCUUACUAUAAUUAGAAAUAGAAUUUUUUAAGAAGAAAUGGAUAGGAAAAGUUUUGGUGUUAAUAAAACUCGAUUUUGAAAAAUCAAAUUUACUGAGUAUUCAAUAAACUGUUUUAAUACUUCACAAUAUCUACAGUAAACUGUCUAUAAUUACAGAAAAUUUACGUACAUCAAAAGCCAUAUUUUUCCAGUAGCAUGUUUGUGCACUGAUACUAGUGAUAAUACUGCAAAAUGAAAAUUUUAUAUUUUUAAAUGAUUUCAAAAUGAAUAAUUCAAACCCAGUCCUUCACAAACUGUUUUUGCGAGAUAAAAAUGUUUAUAUUAAACAAUGACUUAGAUUCUGUUUUAGGAUAUUAUAGAAUUUCUGAAAUUUAUUAUAUUUUCUAAUAAUUAAUUAGAACUAUUCUUUUUGAAACAUUUUUUGUAGUUUAUAGUAUUGAGCAAUCUAACGGAUGGUCAAAAUCAGCUGAUGCUCAUUUAAAAAUAACGGACGUGGGGUAAACAAAUGCUUUUGCCGUAAGUUGGAUUUAUAAAGAGUUGCUACUUGAAGGGUGCAUUCUUCUAAGCACAACAAUCAUGACCACGAUCUUUCCCGCCCCAAUUAGUCCAGAGCGUUAUAGUGGUAAACUCAAGUGGAAUGAAUUACGAGGUGUUUUGACUGUUGACGAAUAACAAAACAGAAAAAAGAAAA